Solenopsis invicta (red fire ant) is the source of this 2840-nucleotide messenger RNA. Its product is annotated as tetraspanin-9. The record is from RefSeq and is a predicted model, not a curated record. NCBI's taxonomy places the organism in Eukaryota, Metazoa, Arthropoda, Insecta, Hymenoptera, Formicidae. The transcript is spliced from 8 exons. Gene Ontology annotation, cellular component: membrane. Bases 991 to 1818 code for a protein of 275 amino acids.
GUUCUUUAUAGUUAUUAAACUUUGUACAUGUUUAAAAACUUAUAUAAACCAACAUGUGGUACAUUCUGGGAAAUUAGCGCUAAACAUGAAUUUCAAUUUUCUAAUAUCAAUAUGUAAGAAGAAUUGGCGAUGCAUGCGACGAUGGAUCACGCGACUCGCAAAUAUGCUUGCGCACAGUCACAAAAUAAAUCGUCAAGUGCGAUUCAUCAUGAUAAUAGAGAACAAUAUGUAAUCGAUAUAGGCAAGAGAUUUUUUCGCGUCAAGAAUAUGAGCUUGAAAUAAACAAAAACAGAGUUAUUCAGUUGUUUCUAAAUAUUAAAGCAACUGUGGCUAUAAAUUUUAACCGUUACUAUUAAGGCAUUAUUUUAUUCCAAAAAAAUUAGGGAAAACCGAGAUUGAAAGGUAAAGAUCCUUGCACAAAGCAAAAAAAUAGCAAUACGAAUAACGAUAGAAAUGUUCAACCAAUCAAAAACUGCGGAAAAUAUCAGCGAACCAAUCAAGAGCUGUGAAAUCAAUAUCUGUAUUUAUUCUCUAUCGCUAUCUCUAUUCUCUCGCGUUGAAUAAGGACCUUAAAUUAACAGGGAUUUGCAGUGUUGAUAGACAGGUCGAGUUAUUUUGCGCAUGUGCGACGGGAGAGCAAGGAAAACAGUAGUGUAGCUAUAUAGCAAAAACGGGCGCGAAUAAAGUUUCGGUGGAUUCGUCGUAAAAUAGAGUAGACUAGGUUAAGGUAAGUAUAUAUUAUUUAUUUUAUUAUGGAUUUAAAUGAAAAACGAGCAGUAAAGAAACGUAAUGUUAAAGAAUUCUUUGUAAGCGAAUCUCUCUUUUACUAUUAGGACCUUAACUUAUUAUACUAUUGGGUACUUUACUGAAGCCUCACUGAACGCGCAUGUGUGCAAUAAUCCGGACUGUCCAACAACACUUUUAGUGUGAUGUACGCUGUGUGUGGCGUAUUUGCACAUCCUAUAAAAGAGGACAGGAUAAGAUACGAAGAUGGUUAGUUGCAAAUGUUUCAUGAAAUGUCUUCUGUUUAUUGUAAACCUUGUUAUCCUCAUUUUCGGAACUCUCGUAAUUAUUGGAAGUGUGUUCUAUCUGAAUGGUGCUAUGGAUAGAACAAGCACGCCAUUAUGGAUAAAACAAACAGGAUACACAAAUUUAGAUGUCGUAUUUAUCGCUUCACUAGGAAUCCUCAUAAUAUCUAUCGCCAUCUUCGGAAUCGUUGCUGCCUUGCGGGAAGUCGAAUGUAUGAUCUUGACAUCAAUGGAAACAAAGGAUAUGCGAAUCAAACCCGGUAGUUGGUGCGUCAAUAAUACAUACGGUAUAAUCAUGUCUCUAUCGGUUAUGAUUGCGAUAAUUGUCAACGCCUUACAAUACAAUUACAACAAGGAAAAGAUAGAAUUCAAGCAAAAGAUGAAAAAUAAUAAGCUGCAAUUUUACUAUGAUGAUAAUAUUAUUCGCAACUUCUGGGACGUCACGCAAUCGACGUACCAGUGUUGCGGCGUUAAUAACUGGGAGGAUUGGAAAACACAUGGUCUUGAAGUACCAGACAGCUGUUGUAAAUUGGACCAGCUAGUGGACUGCAUCAUCAACAGGUACACCGAAAAUGUUUUCAAAGCUUAUGAAGAAGGUUGCAUAACCAAAGCACCGCGUCUCAUGCAGCAUUAUGAAAACGUUGCAAAUAUUUCUAGAAUUAUAUUCAUAAAUCUCAUGUUCUUGGGAAUGAAAUUCUCUUUUGCGCUUUACGGAACGAUCAAACGACAACAAAAUAUAGUCUUCCUAAUAAAAAGGGUCGAGAAAGUAGUGGAUCUCCAAAAUCUUUAGAAGAUUCGAGCAGCUUUACCAAUCAGUGAAAUUACUUAUCGCCAUAAACGCGGUUAAUCGCAUCAUGAUUAUAAAAAAAAGAAACAAAUUUCUAUUCGGUUGUUUAUGCAAGUUUCGCUAAUUUAUAACACACACAAUAUUAUGCACCAUAAUACUUUACAUUUUUAUGUAAUUUAUAUGUUGAAGAUAUUUUAAUUUAAUUGCGUAUUACAUCAUUUCCAGAUACCAAAGCCUGCAGAGACAGAUUUUGAGCAGAGCAUGCUACUGAUUUUUGGUAGCAGAAAGGUGUUGUGCGGCUAGCCUACAUCAUACAAAAAGAUGCGAGUCUGACCCUCGGCUGGCGUACGGCUAGUGCACGAGUCGAGCCCAAGCUCGAAGACGCCUGGAUAGUGAGGACCCGAGAGGGACUCAAGAGACGGAUGAAGAGUCCGAUUGAAUUGAAGAAUAUGUAUAUUUGUGUACAAUUGCUUCGGUUUCUCCGUUGUUACAGCUCUUGAUGUAGGCUACAGCGAUGUUCGUAUGCGUACUGUGUAUUGCUAUGUUUGGUGUCGCGAUGCUUCGUCGUAAGAUGACAGUACUACUAUGCGAGGUAUUCCAAUGCUUCGUGCAUUGACAGCUAGUAUAACUUCUUAAUGUGCUCUCCAUCACUUGAGUGUCGAGCGACGCUUUUUAUAUGUAAUGAUUGCGCUAAGACGCUGCUUGGCGCAAUUGUUUUUCUUCUAAGUUAGCGUUUUCAAUUCAUUUAGGACGUGAUGAUUCGUUAGAUUUUCGGGUUUUUGGGUUUGCCUUGCAUUGUGAAAAUGUUUUACAUUCAAUUUUUGUGACACGAUAACCUAAUUCCGGUUAUCAUGCACUGUAUUAUUGCUAGGCGAUAACGAAGACAACAAAUUACACACGAGCACCGAAAGAAAAAUUAUGAUUAAAAUUAAGAAAUUUUUUCUUUAAACAUAUUUUUUCAAGUUGAAGUAAAACUUUUGAGAAAAAUAAAAAUUUAUUUGAUUUCAAGAAAUGACGUUAUUAGC